AUGAAUGUUUUAGCGAGAGCCACUUGCAUUGAAGCACUUGAAAAAGCAUUUUCAACGCCUUUAGGCUCUAUUUUCAUUGCUAAGUUAAAGCCCUAUGCUGUUGACUGCAAAGAAGUUAAAGAUAUUCUCGAAAUUAAAUCAAAAAUAAUUGCAGAUGAAUUUUCAAGCUUUGACGAAUUUAUUCAAUAUACCAAAGACGUUACUUCGAAUUUUAUCCAACAAUUCGGAGCCAACGAAGAAAUAUCAAUCGUUGCAGAGUCAAUUCUUCAAGAUAUUUUAGAAAACAUAGAGCCAUAUUUACAAGUAACAGAUUCAAAUUGGAAUGAAGCGACAGAAAAUUAUAUUAAACUCUUAAAAAUUUGCAUUGAAAAUGUUCCCAACGAUAAAGCUUCAUUUUCAACUCCACCAUCGAUGUCUAGUGAAAGCUAUUCAGGACCAGGAAAUAUGCAACUAUUUGAACGUAUCUCCGAAGUUAAUUCUGAUGCUUUAAUUGAUAAAAUCCAGAGAAUUAAGAAUGAUAUGGAUAUAGUGUAUAUAUCAGACUUACUUAUGAAUUUCGAACCCCAAAUUACACAUAACGCUGGGUUUAUUAACAUAAAUCUUUCUCAAGUUAAUCAAUACAUGUUGAGCCUAAUUGAUAACUAUGUUAAAAAAUGCGAAUUACGACCACCUCCACCACCUCCUUCGCUUACACCAAAACCAAAUUUGUCUCCUGGCUUUCCAACCAAUUCUCCUGGCCUUUCUUCUCUCAAACUAUUACCACAAUCAAUCUUACAAAGUUUUCUCAUGCUUUCAAAUAACAAAAUACAGAGAUCGAACUCAGAUGUUCAUGCUUUAAACAGACCUCAAACUCCUCCAUCAACACCACCUAAAUCACCGAAUAAGACUCAUGCACCAGCUCAUCCGAAGACUGAAAUACCGAGAUCUCAAACUCCGAAAUAA
Trichomonas vaginalis G3 is the source of this 942-nucleotide messenger RNA. RefSeq names its product bromodomain family. The transcript has a single exon. Lineage: Eukaryota; Parabasalia; Trichomonadida; Trichomonadidae. Bases 1 to 942 code for a protein of 313 amino acids. Gene Ontology annotation, molecular function: protein binding. The record is from RefSeq and is a predicted model, not a curated record.